AUGGAUAAAUUUGAAAAUGAAUCAGAUUACCUAUUUCCAAAUGACACACAUGAAGCUAAUAGAUUAAGGAUGCAACAUUAUGUUUCAAGGUUCAGUUGGAAAGGAACUAAUUUUAAUACGCCUUUAAAAAAAGAAUUUAAAGCGGGUGGUCUUCGAGUACUUGAUGUAGGAUGUGGUUCAGGUGGAUGGCUCUUUGAUAUGAGUUACGAAUAUCCAAAUUGUACAUUUGUUGGAAUCGACAUUUCCACAACGAUAAAUGAAGACAUACGUCCCAAAAACCUUGGGUUCAUCCAAUGCAAUGCCCUUCAUGGACUUCCAUUCUUUGAAAACACUUUUGAUUUUGUUUUUCAAGGAAACAUGUUCAUGACAUGGAAAGAAUCUGAUUGGCCAAUAAUAAUCAAAGAUAUGUUACGCUGUGUAAAGAGUAAUGGUUGGAUAGAAAUAAUGGAAGGAGCAUAUGACUUUAGAAACGUUGGCCACACAAUGAAAAUUUUGUUGGAUGCAACACAGAAUCGUUUUAUUUCAAAAGGAAUAAAUUUAAAUAUCAAACCAUGUCUUAAAGGUUUUCUUGAAGCUACGGGAGAAUUAAAAAGUAAAGUUAUCAUAAAUGAAGCAAUCACUCCACUUUGGGGAAGUAAUUUGGGUGCAGUGGCUUUCAAACUUUUCAGAAAGGCGCAUACAUCGAUUGAAAUGCAUAAAUACAUGGGUAUUUCACAAUCUACAUUUGAAGAAAUGUUUGAUGUUAUAGCUCAAGAAGUGGAAGAGAAUCAAACAUAUGUUAAAAUUCAUAGGAUUCAUGCACAAAAAAAAUAG
Funneliformis geosporum is the source of this 813-nucleotide messenger RNA. NCBI's taxonomy places the organism in Eukaryota, Fungi, Glomeromycota, Glomeromycetes, Glomerales, Glomeraceae. The record is from the annotation of a GenBank genome assembly.